CGCCGUUUGCCGCAAGAAGGGGGGGGAAACGUGGCUGCGAAUGUGUGUGUGUGUGUGUGCGUGUUGGUGACACAGGACAAAAUGAGAUGAGACCCCUCGGACGGGAGCGGCCGCCCGGCUGCGAUCCCUGAUCCCUGCCCGCUGCCUGCCCGCUCCCGCACAGCGCUGCGAUCGCCGCCGGGCACCGGCGCAGCCCCGGCAUCCCCGCCAAGAUGCCACUGACCUGUGCCUCCAGCUCGCCUCGACGCUGCCAUGGCCACGCUAGAGGCGCUGCCCGUCCCGAGUGACCCCACCUACGCCAGCCCGCCGAGCUUCCACGGAUUCGCCGCCCGGCCCCCGCGACCCGCCGGCCCCAGGAGCGCCAUGGGGAGCGUGGGCAGCGGCGUGGCCAACGACCAGGAGUUCGCCAUGAAGAGCGUGGGCACCCGCACGCAGGGCAGCGGCCGCCAGGCCUCCGAGGGCUCCCGCAACGGCUACGCCGCCCGGGAGAUCUCCAACCGCUACUCCGGCGAGGAGAAGACCUACAAGUCGGAGAAAGUCUCCAACUCCCUCUACAUCAACGGCGACCUGCGCAAGGGAGAGAAGGUGAAGGUGGACAUCUGCGGGAACGUGACCGCCAACAACGAGAAGAACCUGCCGCCUCCUCCCCAGUACCGAGAGCCCGGUAACCCACCAAAGAUAUUGCCAAUCUCCGGCAAACUCGACCAGAGCAAUGAGCCCUUAGUUAGACCCUCAGCCUUUAAGCCAGUAGUUCCUAAAAACUUCCAUUCCAUGCAGAACCUCUGCCCGCCGCAGAGCAACGGGAUGACGGAGAACAGGAAGAGCUUGAACCACGCCAACAGCAAUAGCCCGUCCGCCCCCAAAGCUGGGCUCGACAAGGGCAGCCUUAACAGGACUACAAACCAAGGGGGGGGGCUCUCGGAUUCGGGGCGCAACUCCCUAACGAGCCUGCCCACCUACGGGACGGGCUACAGCCAGCACGUGGGGCCCAUGAGCGCCUCCACCAGCCACAUCAACCGCAUCGGCACCACCUACGUGGAGAAGAACAUCGUGGGAUACAACGGGAUAUCUACCUCAGACAGCGGGCGGUCCUCCAGCAAGAGCACCUCCUCCUUCAGCAGGCUGAACCAUCUCAACGAGACCAUGCCUUUCCACUCGCCUUCCACCGACGACAUCAUCCAGGACCUGGAGGACCGGCUGUGGGAGAAGGAGCAGGAGGUCCUCCAGAUGCGGAGGAACCUGGACAAGAGCGAGGCGGCGAUCUUCCAGGUGUUCGAGGAGAAGCAGAAGAUCUGGGAGAGGGAGAUGGAGGACCUGAGGCAGAACUACGCCAACAAGCUGCAGCAGGUCUCCAAGAAGGCGCAGCGGGCUCAGCAGGCUUUGCAGCUCCAAAUUUUCAAGCUCCAGCAGGAGAAAAAAAAACUCCAGGAUGACAUGGGGCAGCUCCUCCAGCAGCGAGAGGAGCUGGAGAAGAAAUUUGUGGCUUUCAAGAAGGAGCAGGCUGAGUUUCUCCCAAAGAUCGAAGAGACCAAGUGGGAGGUGUGCCAGAAGGCAGGCGAGAUCUCCCUGCUCAAGCAGCAGCUGAAGGACUCCCAGGCAGACGUCUCCCAGAAGCUGAACGAGAUCGUGGGGCUGCGCUCGCAGCUCAAGGAAGGCAAGAACUUCCUGCGGGAGAAGGAGGAGCAGAUCCUCACCCUGAAGGACUCCUACAGCUCCAAGAGCGUCAACCUGGAGAUCUGCGAGGGCGAACUGCAGCGCAAGAUGAGCGAGGUGCAGGUGCUGAGGGAAAAGCUGAACCACUGUGAGCUGGAGGUCUCCGGCCUGAAGCGGACGCUUGCCAGCAUGGGACCCCCGGGGCCCUUCGGGGCCGACCUGGGCGAGAAGCUGCGGGACCCGCUGGCCUGCGAGAGCGACGAGGCCAAGAUGCAGCGGCAGAGCGAGGACAGCGUGAACUCCCUGCGGAAGGAGGUGGAGCGGCUCCAGACGGAGCUGAAGCUGGAGCGGCAGCAGCGGGAGCAGCAGGUGAUGGACUUCGAGGAGGAGCGGCGCACGUGGCAGGAGGAGAAGGAGAAGGUCAUCAAGUACCAGAAGCAGCUGCAGCUGAACUACGUGGAGAUGUACCAGAAGAACCAGCUCCUGGAGCACAAGGUGAACGAGAUGAGCACCAAGGCCACCAGCCCCCCGCACACCGAGGAGAAAAAGACGUGGACGCCCUCCAGGCUCGAGCGAAUAGAGUCCACCGAGAUCUGAGGGGGGGCCACCGCCACGACACAAUGAGAUUUUUUUGUUGCUGUGCAUGUACUACCUACUCAAGCCAGUGAUCUUCCGAAGGAUAACGCGCUACCGCCGGGGCUGGGGGAGCCUGCUCUGCUCCCAGCCGAGCUCCACCACCCUUGCUCUCCACUUCUGUGCUCUGUAGGUAAAAUAACUGUGGACGUGCGUUGGUUUUCUAUCGAUGACGCGACAUCUCUUUUGGGUUUUCUUUCCUAGUACAGCUGGUGAGAGUCAGUUGGCUCUUUCGUUAUCUGCUGUGACUGUUACUCCACUGGAGGCUGCCACCCCCUCCCCUACGAAUCACCCCUCCUCAGUCAGUUGUUUUGGAGGGUUGCAUUCGGUCUCUUUGGUUUUCCGAGCGUUUUCGCGCAGCGAAACAGUUCGAAGUGGCAGGUUGGUUGGUUUGUUUGGGUUUUCUUUUUUUCUUUUAAUUAUUAUUUUUCCGGGAUGUUUUUAGCCACAUUGGCUAACGGAGCAAAGCUCUCGGGAUGAGGAGCAAACUCACUGUUCUGCAUCAAGCACCCUGUUCCAGACGAUGGUCUUAGUGAAAUCAGUGUGAGGUUGGCCACUGAUUUCAGUGAAACCAGACACAUCUCUGCCAGACGACUCCCUCUUGCCAGCCCAUGGCUACCAUGGUUGCAAGAGGUUAGGACAUCCUUGAGGAGCAGGAUGAGCCUGUCCUGGUAACAGAAGCCAACAAGGAAUGAUCUCCCAGCAGGAGCCUCUCUGGGGGCUCAGCAGAGCUGCGUUUUCAUUUCCUUGUGGUUUCCUCCUGCGGUUCCACUCCUCUCCCGGGUUGUGUCUGACCCUGGGAGCAGAAAUUCCCUCCCACCUCUGCCUUGGUCCCCUUACUCUUACUGUACAGCCAAGCUGGCUACAGCAAGAAAAAGGCUUGGAAAUCCAAGCUGAUUUCCCUUCCCAAGAGCCCUCUUACUUCCCAAAGUCAAUGGGAUCAAGGUUUGGGGAAGCCUCCAAACCUGUGGGAUGUUUAUGCAAACUGAAGCUUUAGCAAUUUGCCCCAAUACUGGGCAGUUGUGCCACCCUGUCCCCGAAGGAGUGAUGCUUCGGGGCACUCUCUUGGUCCAGGGCCUACCUAAAAACAGCAUCCAAGCCUCACUCAGGAGCUGCAGGGGGCACAUCCUAGCUGGAUUCCAACGGGGCGAGCAUCAGCCUUCAGUACAGCCAUUCCAAACAGCACCCAUGGCCAUCCCACGCGGGCAUCACGCAUUCCAGGGAUGGAGAUAACGCAGGCCUAGCUUAAGAAAACACUCAGCUACUAAUCCUGAGCAUGAAUUCAGUCCUUAAGGAGGGAAAAAUGCUUAAGAUCACGCAAGUGCUUAUGCCCUGGCAGAACAAUAACCAAAUCCUACGUGCACAGUCACUGAGGCAGCAGAACCCGGCUCUCGGCUUGAAAACGUGGGCAAAGUGGGCUCAGUUCUCCCUUUCAUGGACCAUUUUUUUACCGUGAUUUACAGUAAAGAGAAGGAAAAUGUUUCAAAGUGGAGUUUGCACAGACUGGGCAGUGGCCCAAGGAUCAAAAGGAGCAGGGAAUUUGGGCUCUUUGUCCUAGGGAGAAGACAGAAGAACAAAGCUAGAAUUAGCACUGGACACCUGGGAAUGUCUGUUGGGUGACUCCAGAUCACAUUCCACGUGCACAAGAAGGAAGUACCUCAGGCUGUUGAGGGGCUGAAGACCUUCCAAGCAAAAGCCCUUGAACCUGCACAUUUUCCAUGCUCCCUUUCUGAAAAGCUCCCCUCUUCAUCACCGGGUCUGACCUUCAGUUUGGGAGCAAACGUUGCUGUGGUGAGCUCCAGACUGAGCAAAGAGAGAGAGGAGACUGCAGUUAGUCCCACCAACCACGGCCAUCAGGCAGUGCUCCUGAUGGCCAGGAGCUGUUGGUGGCUGGCAGAGAUCCCUGGAACCUCUAGAAAAUGGAGAUGUGCAAUGAGACCAGGGCAUUUCAAGACCCCAGUUGAUGGUUCCUGUCUUCUCCCACCACUUCUGCCCGUUGCCUUUGGAGCUGGAGGAAGACACAACUCAUCAGUCUGAAAAACACAGGGGCAGCUCAGGCUAAGCCCCUCUCCCAGGACCAGCCAUAAAAAGGGAGUUAGGUUGGGUCUGAGUCCCAGUGGGUGUGGAAAAGAGUCCAAGAGGGACUGAGCUUCCAGCUCUGCUGUUGAGGAUGUUCACAUCACAAUUCCCUGCUGCGUUAACACUCAGGAGCAACCGGCACUGGCAUCACCCUGUGGGACACCUUCUCUCCAGAGCUGCUUCCCAAUCCAUGGGCAGGAGAAGCAGGGGCUUGUGUGGCCUCCCCACAGACCUGGGCCCAGCCCCCAGCAGUCAGCCAGGUCCUCCAGUGUGCCAGGUUUUCCCCAUUGUCUCUUUUUGCUCGAUCUUUUUUUGCAGUGGUACCAGGAAUGAGUGUCUUGAGGGAUCCAGUGAAACCUGGAGGUAACACGGGGGUGCUGGACUGCCCAGGGGCUCGAUGGCCUCACAGUGCAUCCAUCAGGAACUGCUUGGGAUGGAGCAGGAGCAGCAACGAGAGGUUUUUCACCUUGGAGGAGGAAAGGCCCACUCCUUUCACGUUCUUCUUUGCUGCAUCACUUCAAUCAACAGUUUCGACCCAGAUCUGAGGGACCUCAAUUUGUGGACGUUCCCUGGAUGACAGAGCCUUGCAGACACCCAUUAAGAGACUCUGCUGCUGGUGGUGGUUUUCCCUCUCUUGGGAUUCACCCAGGAGUCCCCCAAGCACUCCAGCAGAAACCCUGUGCUCUGGUGACAUAAAAUACAGAUGGUUUUGGCAAGUUCCCCAGCCAAACUGCCCCAAAAGGAUUCCUGGGCUUCGGGAUUCCUCCCCACAACUGGAUGCACUGCUCCCCAUCUCGUCCUCUCCCCUGUGCCAGCCCUCUGCUCAGCAGAGAUGGAGCAAAACGAUGGUGGGACACCUGGAUUCCUGUUGUUCGUGCCCAGGUGGGAGCUCACCUGGCUCCUCCCAGCUUUCACACGCUGACUGGAUGAAGUCUCCCAUCCCAAACUAGGUCUGUGUUGAGGCUCUGGGGUCUCAGCCUUGGGGUAAAAUAGCCAAGGGGUGCCAGACUGGCGUUUUGGUGACACGUCCUGGGAGUGGCCGAGGAGGCUGGCAUCGUCUCUUGGAGACUCAGGCAGGGCUGAUAAAAGGUUUCUGUCCCAUGAAACUCCACACAGAGUGUGGGCCUGACCACAACCCAGCUGUCUCCUCCACCUUGGAGCUAAUGGAAUUCGGCUCCCAGUGACAUCCUGGCUCGUGUGUAAUUCUCCAAGUCCUGCCCCCAAAGUCAUCUCUAACUUGCCACUGGCCACCGCCACGAGCUGCGGCCACGAGGGUCUCAGGUCACUUGCCCCACAGAGGGGAUCCACAGACAUUAGAGAUGCUCUGGGACACCUGACACAGGGGGCUGGGCAAUAUGAUCCAAGAUUGGAAUGGGCUGCCCAGGGAGGUGGUGGAGUCACCGUCCCUGGAGGUGUUUAAGAACAGGCUGGACGUGGGCACUCGGUGCCAUGGUCUGGGUGACAGGGUGGUGCUGGGUCACUUGCUGAUCCCAGAGGUCUUUUCCAACCCAGUUGAUUCUGUGAUCCUUGGGAGAGCCAGGCCAGUGGUGGAGCAGCUCUGGUGUCACACCACCCACUCACACACACAGCCAAGUCACACUCCAGGCACAUCCACAGGGCAAACAGAGGACACUGCUCAGCUCCAGAGACUUCCAUCCACGAGGGUGGGGGCUAAGCAGGCUGUCCUGGUGACAGGGAAGGUCUCACUCCUUGCUGUGAGCAGCUUUGCUCCACCACCAUUCCCAGGAUGUCAGAGCCAGGCUGUGCUUAUUCCAGCACUCCCAUCUCACCCCGAGGGUGAAACCACAGCCAUGGCACGUUGUUGUGCCUCACACAGUCCCACUGAGCUUCUGCCACCGUCUCACAGCACCAUUCCUGCUGUCGCUGGCGCCGUGCCGGGGGGAGAUCCCUCACCUCCGGGUUUCCACGCUCCAGAGGGGAAUCCCAGUGUUGCUCUUGGCGCUGCUACGUCACACAGAGGGAAGUGUUCUUGGGUGUAAAUCACAGCCCAGCUCUGUAUGUUCAGUGAUUAAAUGGAGACCAGAAGGCUCUGUGGCUUCUCUCUGGGUGAGUGGGACCACACCAUGCAGUGUUCACGUGGAGGGUGCUCAGCACUGGGUGGCAGUGGGAAUCAGAGGCUCAGCCCCUCCCAGAAAAGCAAUCCCCUCAGGACUGACUCCAGCAGCCUGGUAUCACUCUGUCCUGCUUUGUUGCUGUCACCCUGUGCCAGGAUUUGCUGUUGUCCCCUGGUUAAAGCUGAAGUCCCCUCUGCCCAUGUUGUGUCACACAGACAGUGGCUCCCAGUGGUGUCCCCAUGGAGCUCUGCCCAUGGAAAAGACCAUCCUGCCCCAUUCCUGCCCUUUCCAGUGGCACUUUAUAGCUUGUUCACGAGCAACAUGACCAAAGAUCUCUGGAGGGCGUUGGACUGCAAGCUUGGAGCUGUGUCCCAGCUUUCCUGGGGAGAGAUGGGCUGGAAGAGGGGAAUGAGAGCUGGGAGAGGACAGGAGAGGGUGUGGAUUUCCCUGUGUCCCACCUGGGAAUGUCUGCAGGUCCAUGAGGGGCCUUUCCUGUGCUAGACAGGACAGGAUAGAAAGGAGUUGGUCACACCAGUAUCCUCCACGGCCACACCACGCAGCUCCAUGCAUUGCCCAGGGAGAAUGUGGACCAGGGACUGUUCCCUGGAGGAGGAUGGAUGCAAUUCCCUUAUUUCCAUGGGAAGAAGGGAGGUGCAUGCCCAGCCACAGGUGUCCUCUAGUGACAGGUUUCCUCUAGCUUAGAAGCAGACAAUGCUACAGGGUCCAGUCAAGGACUCGUUCUGGAUCAGUGGGAAUGGUGUUCAGGCGGGUCUGGGCACUGGACAGAUGCCUUGUCACCAUGUCUCUGCCCCCCAGCUGUGGUCAGCCUUUUCCAGCCCAUUCCUGGGAUGGGAGAGGGUCCAACCACCGUUAAUUUAACCCAGCCCUUCAUCCUAAGCCUUGAAACCCCUUGAUAAGAGUUACUGUCCAUCAAAACCCCUCGCUAAAGAUCUUCUCAUGCGCUGCCUGUGCCCUGCUGCUCCUCUGCCCCAGCUCUCCAGACUCCUUUUAGAUCCUCCCCAUCCCACUGGAGCAACCAGUGACUCUCCCAGAACUCUCCCAGGUACAUCUGAAAGUGGAGCUGGAGCCCACAGCCCCCACUGAGAGUGACACAUCCCAACCCUGCUCCUCAGAGGAGCUUUCCAAGACUGCUGGUUUCCAGACCUCUCCUCUCCAUCAUUCCCGUGGCAGCUCCAUCAGUCCUGCUUUACCUCCAAGAGCAACUUGGCUUCCUGCUGGAGGAUAUUCCCAGGAGAUCCUUGCACGGGGCUUCACACCAUCCCAACACCCCCCCACCCCCCACCAGCUCUGGGGCUCCCUGUUCCUUCCACCCUCUGGAAAAGCAGGGCUGUGAGGGGCCCUAGAGGUCUGUAGGGGCAACACAGGACCUCCCCUAGUCUAUUGAGGGGUUGGGAUCUCACCCAGCUGUUUGCAGAUAUUGGUUUCCCAAUAGGAUGCUCCACCAGAAACAAUUUUCAGGAUAAUCCUCCUCCCUGCUUCUCCUGCUUAAGGGGAUCGUGUCAGGUCUGGAGCCUGGGACAGGGUUGUGCCCUCACAGCUCUUUCACAGAUCUGUUUUCUCUGUCAGAAAGUCUCUGCUUUCUGUCCCAAAGCAAUAGCUUUUUUCUAGGGAGAUUUCAAAGGGACUCUUCCCAACUCUGAUACCUGCAGGGAAGCCAAUAUUCCCUUGAAUACCUUCACAGCUCCAGCCCUGGGCUCUCCUCCUCCAGAAAGGGAUGGGAGGUCCAGCCUGGCUCCAAACAACCACCAGUCUGAGCUUGGUGGUCCCAUUCAGCCCAGAGCUGCCCUUACCUAGUGGGCCACCAGCCUGGGCCCCCAGGAGGUGUCAUCCAUCCCCUCCUGGUCCCAUCCCAUGGCUGUCCCUGCAGGUUUUCUCCACGUGGGAGCCACUGGGGUGUCUGAGCUCGGAGAGCCACAACCAGACACCAGUGGGAGACUGUGGCUCUGCCAUUCCCGAGAGCCAGGCUGCCCUCCCUGGGGGAGAAGGUCCCUUUCCCUCCAGAGGUGACUGAAAGGAGCAGAACACCCCCAGGCAGAGCUCCAGCACCGGUGCCGGAGCGUCCCAGCACCGGUGCCACACAAUGCUGCACACACACCGUGUCUAUGCAGUCCCUUUCCAGGCAGGGGGGGUCCCUGCAGAGCCCACCCCAGGGCCAGGGCUCCUCCAAGGUGUCUUUGUUUGCACUCCCUGGGACCUGGAAUCGCUGUGAGCCGAGGGCAGCCCCUCUCGGCCUGUGCCGCGCUCGGCAGGGUCCCUCGUCCUAAACGCGUCGCCGAGUCGCCCGUGUCCUGCGUCUGUCCUCCAGCAGAUCCAUAGCUGUCCUCCCUGAUCCCCAGAUCCCCAAAUCCCAGCCCCCAGGUCGGGCCUGAGCGAGCCUGCUGUCCCACUUCACCAGCAAUAACAGCCGGGGCCCCCCGGCCCCGCUCGGCCGCCGGGCUGUGUCCCUGCAGGACCUCCUGCAUCCAACCCUUUGUCCAAUUCCAGGCUUCCCCCACUGUAAAUUCGACCCCAGCCUCGUGCUCUCCACCCUCCUGUUGGUUUCUCUCUGCUCUGACUGUGAACUCAAACCAGAAGUGUUCUGAACUCGACUCCGUCACUGUUCUGUUUCUGCGUCGACUGUUGCUGGUUCUCCGAACUGCGUUUGAUGAGACUUUGCAAAAAAAAAAAAAAAAAAAAUCUAAAAAAAAAAAAUCUAAAAAAAAAAACCUUAAAAAAAUAUAUAUAUAUAUAUAUAUAUACUUUAAAAAAAUAAUAAAAAUAUUUAAAAAAGAACUCCAUAAAGUUGGGUGUCUCUCCUGUCCACUGGUCACUUCCGAAACACCGUUGUCUCGACUUUGCCUCUGGGUUUAUAAAUGUAUUUAAAAGACAAGAAGUUGGGGGGGAAAAAAAAAAAAACCAAAAAGAAAAAAAAAGAAAAAAAAGAAGUAACACGCAGCAUUCCGGGAUUUUUGUACAGCAAAAGGUGUAUCUGUUUUGGAAAUUCUUGUUAAAACUCUUACCACACUUCCCAGUUUCCUGCUGGUCUGUUGUUUGUCUCCAUUGGGUUUAUCCAGAUGUGAAGAGCUACUGCCUUUGCCAUUUUCUACGGUGAAUAUAUAAAUAUAUCUGUACAGAGGUAUGUAUAUAUAUAAAUAGACAUGCAGAUCUAUAUGUAUACGUAUCUCCAGCUCUCCUCUCUCUACCUGACUGUGAAGGAUUUUUAUUGGGCAAAAUAAAAAAUGGAGAAAGGCCCCGUUUUAAAAA
Myiozetetes cayanensis is the source of this 9704-nucleotide messenger RNA. It is a transcript of the gene LZTS3, whose product is annotated as leucine zipper tumor suppressor family member 3. Gene Ontology annotation, cellular component: dendritic spine. NCBI's taxonomy places the organism in Eukaryota, Metazoa, Chordata, Aves, Passeriformes, Tyrannidae. The transcript has 4 exons. The coding region runs from base 253 to 2250 and encodes 665 amino acids. Gene Ontology annotation, biological process: regulation of dendritic spine morphogenesis. The record is from RefSeq and is a predicted model, not a curated record.